CCGUGAGCAUCCCGGCGGCAGGGACCUUGGCUCGUCCCACGGAGGGCGUGACCCUUAGGGAAGUGAAGUAGGAAACCCCGUGCGCCCCUGAACUGGGAAGUCGUCACAAGAGUUUUUGUUAUGAGAUGUUUGGGUUUCGUCGCUUUUGGUAGUGGCAUCUUUCCGGAUCAGGAGGCCAGCUUUCUUACUAGCAAGAAGGCUCACUUUGUGCUCAACAUUGCUUGAAUAACCUGUUACAAGGAGAAUACUUCAGCCCUGUGGAAUUAUCUUCAAUUGCACACCAGCUAGAUGAGGAAGAGAGGAUGAGAAUGGCAGAAGGAGGAGUUACUAGUGAAGACUAUCGCACAUUUUUGCAGCAGCCUUCUGGAAAUAUGGAUGACAGUGGCUUUUUCUCUAUUCAAGUUAUAAGCAAUGCCUUGAAAGUUUGGGGUUUAGAACUAAUCCUGUUUAACAGUCCAGAGUAUCAGAGGCUCAGGAUCGAUCCCAUAAAUGAAAGAUCAUUUAUAUGCAAUUAUAAAGAGCACUGGUUUACAGUUAGAAAAUUAGGAAAACAGUGGUUCAACUUGAAUUCUCUCUUGACGGGUCCAGAACUAAUAUCGGACACAUACCUUGCACUUUUCUUGGCUCAGUUACAACAGGAAGGUUAUUCUAUAUUUGUUGUUAAGGGUGACCUGCCAGACUGUGAAGCUGACCAGCUCCUACAGAUGGUCAGGGUCCAACAGAUGCAUCGACCAAAACUUAUUGGAGAAGAAUUAGCACAACUCAAAGAACAGAGAGUCCAGAAAACAGAUCUAGAACACGUCUUAGAAGCAAAUGAUGGAUCAGGAACGUUAGACGCAGAUGAGGAGGAUCUGCAGAGGGCUCUGGCGCUAAGUCGCCAAGAAAUUGACUUGGAAGAUGAAGAAGCAGAUCUCCGCAGGGCCAUUCAGCUCAGCAUGCAAGGUACUUCCAGAAAUAUAUGUCAAGAUAGUCCACAGACGUCAGGUACACAUCUUACUUCAGAAGAGCUACGGAAGAGAAGAGAAGCCUACUUUGAAAAGCAGCAGCAGCAGCAGCAGCAGCAAGAUCCACCAGGACAUCCAUGUGAAAAGCCGAACACAAGUUCAGGAGCACUUGACAGUGAUCUAGGUGAUGCUAUGAGUGAAGAAGACAUGCUUCAGGCAGCUGUGACCAUGUCUUUAGAAACUGUUAGAAGUAAUUUCAAAACAGAAGGAAAAAAAUAAUACCUUUCACAAAUCAUUUAGAUAUUCAGUCUUUCCAAUAUUGUCCUGUGUGUUUACAGCAUAGGGUCCAUUUUGGUAAUGUGUCAAAGAGAACAAUUUUCAACAGAGGAAAUAAGACUUAGGUGGUUUGCAAACAAAAAGCUGAGAGGGUGAAAAAUACAUCAGUUGUAGGACUAAAUAAUGAUCCUCCAAACACUAGCCAAAGAGGCAUUCAGCAAUUAAAGAAAUUUAAAAUAGUUUUCUAAAUGUUCUUUUUUCUUUUUUGAGUGUGCAAUAUCUAACAUGUUUAAAAUUAGGGCAUUUUUCUUGGAUCUUUUUGCAGACCAACUAAUUAUAACCAGCUAUUGCCACAGAACUUUUCCCCCACAUUUUAUCUUCUUUUCCACCCUUCUGCAUAGGGAAUUUGGCUGACUUUCAUCAUCUAAAAGUUGUUCUUAUUUCUCUUUAACCAAAUUAACCUUUUAGGACAGUGUCUCUCCUCUGUGUUGGUAAUAGUAACAGUUCCAGAAGGAUAAGCUGUUUACCCUCUGACUAUGUAUUGUGCACUUGGGUGUUUUCUCAUGUUAUUUUCUCUGAUCACAAUUUCUCUGCUACGUGGUUUUCGUUACUUUCUACAACUCUUUUGAAAGAUGGUAAUGUUUCUUGAGGUUUUGCUUUUUAAGCCCUCUAAGAUGGGAUCAUUAUUUCAUGAUUCUGGUGCAUUCCUAAACUCUGAAAUCAGCUCUGCACAAGUAUUUGAGAAUAAAUGAGAAUUUUGUUAAUGUGUGAGCACAUCCUUUCCCAAAUGCUUUGUGAAUGUCUUCUCAGUUAUGUCAGAACUUUAUAGGUUUGUUGUAACCCUCUUUCCUGCACCUUGUUAUUUCCUUUUCUUUUCCAAUUGAGAAAAAUAGGAGAAGCAUAGUGUGCAAGUUUCCUUCCAUUGCAAAACAACAUCCAGUGCCCACCAUGAAUGUAUGAUAGAGAAAAUUUGGCCUUCAAUUUUAGUAGCAGUUUCAUUUUAUUUUUCCUCUUGUGACUGGAGCUGUCUGUUCUGUUUACAAUUGAGUCACGAAGUGCAGAUGUCUGCUUCUGCUGUACAUCUUUUAGUAGGUAUAGCUUGCCAGAGAUAAUGAUCUAGAACAUGAAAAUAAUUUAACAACAAAACUACAUUUAAAUUUAUACUGUGAUUUAACACGUGCAUCAUGUUUAAAUAGCUUAGAAUUACAGAAGUCACAGUACUUACUGGGUCUGUAAAUAAGAAAGUCUUUAGUUUUGAUAAACAUUCUUUAAUUGGGAUGCAGAGUUUCUUGCUGGGUCAAUGCAGUGGGAUGAUUUUGGUGAAAAUUAAUCAUGUCUUUCUGAAAUGGGCCUUUUAAAUUCUGUCAUCUACUCCCCUUCCUUCAUUCUCCAUCCCCUUUUGAAGCCCUUUUGAAUGUUGAAUUGUUCAUAAGCUAAAAUUUAAGAAGAAAUUUCAGCGGACAACUUAGAAAAUUAAAGUAUGAUAUGUUGCCAUAUCCUGGUGUAUGGCUACACACAUUUUAUCAGGGAAAAAUUUUUGAUGUAGGAUUUAUUGCUAACUGAAAAGAGAUGAAAAACUGCCUUUUAUUUAUGAUUAUGAAAUAGCUUCUUCUUGGAUAGAGACAGAUUUUUUUUUAGUCAUUAUUUUGUGCCAAGUAAGUUUUCUGAAGUUUCCCUUACAUAAAAUUAGAUGGUUUUCUUUUAAAAUCUAAAGUUUUCUUUUGACAAUUGAAAAUGUUUUAGAAGAAUCACAAAACUUUAGAACUACAAGGGAUGCUGGAGUUUGAUACUCCUCCCUAAGAUUUACAAACCAAAAUAUUUUAAGACUGGACAUUUCUGUAGUUAUCCCAAGUAUGCUAGUCAUAUUUUCCAUGGAUAUUUGGCCUGUAUCUUUUCCCAUUGAAAAAUUACGUUAAACUUUUCAUAUAUUUGCAUUGAUGAGCUACCUAAUAUAAAAACGAGAAAUGAAUAUACAUUUAAAAGUUUUAACCUUAAGAGUUAGGGUUAGAGUUAGUUCUUAUAUUACACACCCUUGUUAAAGCACUUAAAGAAAUGUGGCAUGUUGACCUUCGUUUGUUAGGCAUUUUUUUAAAGCAGGGCCGAGCACACACUGGAUAUAUUUGAAUGUGUUUAUUUAGUUGUGAAAUUGUUAUAUUUGGCAGGCAGAUUCAGAAUCACUAGUGAACUGCCAUCUUGUGUGGAUUGGCAUAUAUUUAACUGAACAUUUAGAUUCCAUUUCUUAAUCAGUUGGCCAGUAUGAAAAGAUGCCAAUGCUCAUAACCACAGUAAGAAAAUUUUAAAGUUACACAAAGCUAUAGUUCACACAUCAGGAAGUGCUGUUUACUUUAAACCACCUGCAAGUCAGGAACAAUGAAACUCACAAUAACUGUCCUGCCAAGAACUUUAUUUAUAUAAAGAUUUCCAUUCUGUUUUACCAAUUGGGAACACCUUAAUGUUUAAUAUUUAAACUAUUAGUAUCAUUUUUCUAAUGUAUAAUUUGUAUUACCGGGAUAAAAUACAUACCAUGACAAUGCUAGUAUUAUAAGUAAAGUUUAAACAAGCUUUGGAAAUAACACUUUCAUACUUAAAGAUGUCAUGGAUUUAAUAAGUAGUUAUUUAUGUUUUAAAAAUUCAGAGAAGUUAACAUCUGAUCUAAACCAUCAAUGUGCAUUUUUACAGUAAUUAACAUACGAAUAUUUCAGUAAUGUAAAUUGUUUGAAAAGGUUGCUGCAGGUAAACUGUAUUUCAGCUCUAAGAUCUUGGCCAAAUAAUUUAUAAUUCGCAGAAUAUUUAAGGAGGUGCUUUUUUUCUUUAAAACUUAAUUUUUCUUAAUUAAGACUUUAUUCAUGCCAAAGUUAAUGAGGAAAAACUCAACUAGUUGAGGAUCAUUAUAGGCAAAACUACCCAUAGUCUACAUUGUUUCAUUUAAUAUUAAGUCAAAUAAAGUAAGUUUUUUGCCAGUAAAAGCUUAAGUCACAUUUUUAAUGUCUGCAUGUUUGAUACUAUUUUUAAAUAGUAUCAUGUUAGUGCCAAGAUUUACUAAAUGUCUUAAAAUUGGCCCAUUGGACCUGUGCAAAUUCAAAAAGAUUGAUUCUCAGUGCAUAAGCAAAAUAUAAUGAUAAUAAUUGAAAUAGCCUAGAAUGAAAAAUAAAUCUUGAUGUUUUAAAUUCUUAAGAGGAUUCAAUUAUUAAUAUUGAUGACUUUCUAUUAAAAACUUUAUCUGCAAUUGGAGAGGUUUAUGGCCACUACUUUCAAAGUAAAUUGGUUGUUGUAGCUGGGCCCUAACAAGUAUGGAGAUGUUACAGAUGUGAUCUUAAUUAAGAAAAAUCAGAUUGGAUUAACUAAUCAUUUCAGCAGUGUAAGUAAUUUUUCAUAUUUUCAAAAUAAAAACUUUGCUUCAUUUCUGGUCCAUUUAUAACCAGCAUCUUUUGCUGAAGAGAUGAACCAACAUGUUUUUUAAAGUCUUAUACAUAAAAUAGUUUUGUUCCAUUUUGCUCUCAUGAAUGAGAAGAUUAUUGACAUGGUUGGUUAAUUCUUGAAUUUUUAUCUUUCUGUUUUUUAAUGUGAAGAAAACCUCUGCUGUUUUAAUUUUUUUGCAAAAUGGUCUGGCAUUUUAAGAAUUAAUGCUAGUAACCACUUCUAAAUUUAUAGCAAUUGGCAUGUUUAAUUAUAAUAGUGUAUCAAUAAAUAUUUCAAGACUAUGGAUUCAUAGACUAGAAAUGGGAAGCAUUAGUGAAAUAUAUGUGGAAAUGCCUGAUUCAUUUAGGAAGCACUUCACUUGGCUCCUUCAUAUUUCAAAGGUGAAUGUUUUCAGGAAUUUUUUUUAAAGAGGACAACAUACAUUUGAAUGUGAUUAAUUUCUACAACACUGGACUACUAGGAAUAACUUUUUAAAAAUUACUGUUCUGUACAAAUAAACUUUGAAAUUCAACUACCAGAAAACAUCUGAAGUAAAAAGCAUUCUUUUGGCCAUGACACAAGUGCACUCUGGCAGUGCCAUUUGCUCAGGACCCAACUCUGCAGCCCUACUGUGUGUGCUCCUCUGUCUGAGUUGUUUUGCCGUUAAUACACACACAGGCCUUCCUGUCUGGUCCUUAGAGAAGCCGGGCUUCCAAAGCACUGUUGAACACUGAGGAUACUGUUGUUAAUGUGGAUGUUC
Balaenoptera musculus (blue whale) is the source of this 5379-nucleotide messenger RNA. RefSeq names its product ataxin 3 (gene ATXN3). Lineage: Eukaryota; Metazoa; Chordata; Mammalia; Artiodactyla; Balaenopteridae. The record is from RefSeq and is a predicted model, not a curated record. Gene Ontology annotation, biological process: protein deubiquitination. Gene Ontology annotation, molecular function: cysteine-type deubiquitinase activity. The coding region runs from base 303 to 1223 and encodes 306 amino acids. The transcript is spliced from 11 exons. Gene Ontology annotation, cellular component: nucleus.